GACUGUAGGCAGUUUUGUAUAUAUUCACGUGUAUGUAGGGACUGAAUAUUUUAUUUAUUAUACUAUGGCAUGGGGGGAGGGAGGAAUUGUACCCAUGUCAGUUCAGGUGUGCAGUAUGCCAGGUAUGUGGUUGUUCAGUCAUACCUCCAUGUAGGAAGAGCAGGUAAAAUUCCCUUCCCUCUGUCAUGAACCCGUCUAGCCGGUUUGCGGAGCACCCAAGCCGUGCUAUUGUACGCUGUGACAACUGUACGUUUCACCUGACAGCUAGCCAAGCCAGAGUUUGAUUCAGAGUUCCCUACCUUUGCUCGUUAAAUUACCUUUACAGCUAGGUGUGUUUAGAAGCUCAGGUGUGCUAUCAGCCAACAAGCAUGGAGCUGAUUACCAGUACCUGUCCUUAACUAGCUAACUAGCCUUUUGUUUUUAAGAGCGGCCAGGUGUGUUACUGUUAUUAGGGUGGAGCCCGUACCAGACUUAUCUGCCCAGGUGUAAUAUGACCAAAGGCUCUCUUGUCCAGGGCUGCCUUUUAUCACAUGACGGACAGAUGAUUCAGUACUAGCCGACCAUUGAGAGGUGUUCCGAGAGACAACCGAGAUGGUUAUCCUGGCAAAGGGGGACUAUGUGUGGCUGGAGCCAGACAAGAAGGGGGAGUUUGAGGUGGCCAUCGGAGCCAAGGUCCAGUUCUCAGAUUCGGGGCGGAUACAGGUCGUCGACGAUGAUGGCAAGGAGCACUGGCUGGACCAGCAUAAGCACUUCAAACAUAUGCACCCGUCCUCCGUAGAGGGCGUGGACGACAUGAUCGGGCUGGGCGACCUCAACGAGGCCGGCAUUCUACGUAACCUCUUCAUUAGAUAUAUGGAUAACCUCAUAUAUACAUACACAGGGUCAAUAUUAGUGGCAGUCAACCCCUACCAGAUCCUCCCCAUCUACACUGCCGAGCAAAUCCAGUCGUACAGGGAUAAGAAAAUAGGAGAGUUACCUCCCCAUAUCUUUGCGAUUGCGGAUAACUCGUACUUCAACAUGAGGAGAUACCAGGAAGACCAGUGUGUGAUCAUCAGCGGUGAGUCUGGUGCUGGUAAGACAGAGAGUACGAAGUUGAUCCUCCAGUUCCUAGCAGCCAUCAGCGGUCAACACUCGUGGAUAGAACAGCAGAUCCUGGAAGCUAAUCCAAUCAUGGAAGCAUUUGGAAAUGCCAAGACGAUUCGUAAUGACAACUCCAGUAGAUUUGGGAAGUACAUAGACAUCCACUUUAACCAGAAGGGCUCUAUUGAAGGAGCAAAGAUUGAGCAGUAUUUGUUGGAGAAAUCCAGGAUUGUCAACCAGGCUCAUGAUGAGAGGAAUUAUCACAUCUUCUACUGCAUGCUGGCUGGCAUGUCACAGGAAGAGAAGAACCAGUUGGACCUGAAAGAUGCCACAGCCUAUAACUACCUCACACAGGGAGGGUCCAUAUUUGCUGAGGGAAGAGACGAUGUCAAAGACUUUGCUGACAUCCGAUCAGCCAUGAAGGUGCUUAUGUUUGCCGAGUCUGACAUCUGGGAAGUGAUGAAAGUCCUCGCUGCUCUGUUACACCUGGGUAACAUUCGCUAUAAUGCUAUCCAGGUAGAUUUCAUUGAUGCCAGUGAGAUCCAGGAUGUGGCGGAGGUUAACAGGGCUGCUCGAUUACUGGAGGUACGAGCGGCUGACCUGAAUUCUGCGCUGACCACAAAGACAAUUUUCACCAAAGGAGAGACGGUGGUUUCCAGUUUAAGCCAUUCCGGAGCCCUCGAUGUGCGCGAUGCGUUUGUCAAGGGAAUUUACGGUCGCAUGUUUGUGUGGAUUGUGGAAAACAGCGCCAUCUACAAGCCAAAAACCAGCGGCAAACACUUCAGAACGUGCAUCGGAGUCCUGGAUAUUUUUGGUUUUGAAAAUUUUGAUCACAACAGCUUUGAACAGCUCUGCAUCAACUUUGCCAAUGAGAACCUACAGCAGUUUUUUGUCCAGCAUAUCUUCAAACUUGAACAGGAAGAGUACGACAAUGAGGGGAUUAACUGGAAGCACAUAGAGUUUGUGGAUAACCAAGAUGCACUGGACAUGAUCGCUGUCAAACCUAUGAACAUCAUCGCCCUGGUGGACGAGGAAAGCAAAUUCCCAAAGGGAACAGACCAAACCAUGUUGAACAAACUCCAUCAAAACCACUCCAAGAAUAAGAACUACCUGCGGCCCAAGUCUGCUGUCAAUGCCACGUUUGGUCUCAACCAUUUUGCCGGAGUGGUCUUCUAUAAUUCUAUUGGAUUCUUGGAGAAGAACCGGGACACGUUCAGCACAGAUUUGAUACAGCUUAUACAGACCGCCAACAACAAGUACCUCAAGUCCUUGUUUUCACAGGAUGUUGCCAUGGGCACAGACACCCGUAAGAGAGCUCCCACCCUAGGGGCACAGUUUAAGAAGUCCUUGGAUUCCCUGAUGAAGACCCUGGGAUCAUGUCAGCCUUUCUUCGUUAGGUGUAUCAAGCCUAACGAGUUCAAAAAACCACUGAUGUUCGACAGAGAGCUGUGCUGCCGACAGCUGAGGUACUCUGGCAUGAUGGAGACUAUCAGAAUCCGAAGGGCCGGCUAUCCCAUCAGGCAUCGAUUUAACGACUUUGUGGACAGGUACCGCAUCUUGGUAAAUGGCAUCAAUCCGUCUCACAAGGAAGAGUGUCGCUCUGCAUCAGACAGGAUAUGUAAGGAGGUGCUGAAGGAUGCUGAUUACCAGCUUGGCAAAACCAAAGUCUUUCUCAAGGAUGCCCAGGAUGUGUACUUGGAACAGCAGCGUGAGCAGGCGCUGGCACGGCGCAUCAUGAUCAUCCAGAAGGUGGUGCGCGGCUGGCAUGUGCGGCGACACUUCCUUCGCAUCAAGAAGAGCUCUCUCACCAUACAAUGCACAUGGCGUGGGUACGCCCAGCGCAAACGCUACAGGCUGAUGCGACAAGGUUACAUGAGGCUACAGGCACUGUUCAGGUCACGCAUCCUUACCCAGAGGUUCUUCUCAGUCAGGAACAAGAUCUUACAGUUCCAGAAAUACUGCCGUGGUUUCCUGAUCCGCCGAUGGGUACAGAAGAGGAUAUGGGCCGUGGUGAAGAUCCAGUCUGGAGUGAGAGCAGCCGUCGCCAGGAAGAAAUACCGCCGUAUGAAGAUUGAGCAUGAGAAGAUGCUUGAGGCUGAACGUCUGAGGAAGGAAGAGGAAGAAAAACUGAGGAAGAAGAUGAAUAGCAAGAAAGCCAAGGAAGAAGCAGACAAGAUGCACCAGGAACGUUUGGCACGUAUCCACCAAGAAGUGGUUGAGGAAGAAGUAAGGCAGAGACAGGAGACAGCGCUGAAGAAGGAACAGAUAGAACAGGCAGAGCAGAAGAGGAAUGAGCCUGUCAAUGAUUCAAAACUGGUGGACGAUAUCUUCGGCUUCAUCACAGACUCCUCACAGAAUGAAGGGUCAGCACCAAGUGCCUUCAAGGACCUGGAAGAAAGAAGGAAAAAGGCCAUGGUGGAGAAUGGCUUUGACACAGUGGGUCACCUUCCCUUACCUGAGGAAGACGAGGAUAUAUCCGAGUACAAGUUCUCCAAAUUUGCGGCAAUGUACUUCCAGAACAAUGCCAGUCACGUUUACGUCCGCCGCUCUCUGCGCUCACCAUUGUUGCCACUCCGUAGUGAGGGAGAUCAGCUGGCCGCCCUUGCCGUGUGGAUCACCAUAUUGCGCUUUAUGGGGGAUUUACCAGAGCCAAAGUAUCACACAUCCAUGGCAGAAGCCAGAGAUACCACACCUGUGAUGACAAAGAUCUACUCCACCCUGGGGAGAAGAUUUAACAAGAAAGACUUGGAGGAGGCUCAGCGGAUGGGCAUGGACCUGGGGGUAGGAGCUGAGGAAAACGAUGCAAAUGUUCCCUAUCCAAUCCGUCAAGGCGGAAAGCGUAGCAUGCGCAAGAAGCUAGUGUCCUUGACAUUGAAGAAGAAAUCAAAGAUAACAGAAGAAGUGACGAGAAAGCUGCACGACCCUGAAGCAUUUAGCAGUGGUAAUGCCCUCCUGGAAGAUCGUCCCAUGUCCAACCUGGAGAAGCUUCACUUCAUCAUCGGUAACGGCAUUCUCCGUCCAGAUCUCAGGGACGAGAUUUACUGUCAGAUAUGUAAACAGCUUACCCAGAAUCCCUCCAAGAGCAGCCAUGCUCGUGGCUGGAUUCUCUUGUCUCUCUGUGUUGGGUGCUUCGCUCCCUCUGAAAAGUUUGUGAAGUACCUGCGCUGUUUCAUCAGCGAGGGACCCCCGGGUUAUGCACCUUACUGCGAGGAACGACUGAGAAGGACAUUUGCGAACGGAACGAGAAAUCAACCCCCAAGCUGGCUGGAACUUCAGGCCACAAAAUCCAAGAAGCCCCUGAUGUUGCCUAUAACCUUCAUGGAUGGGAACACCAAAACUCUUCUGGCGGAUUCAGCGACCACGGCAAGGGAAUUGUGUCAACAGCUGGCGGAGAAGAUCGGCCUCAAGGAUCAGUUUGGCUUCUCCCUCUACAUCGCCCUCUUUGACAAGGUGUCCUCGCUUGGUAGCGGUGGUGACCAUGUGAUGGACGCCAUCUCGCAGUGCGAGCAGUACGCGAAGGAGCAGGGGGCACAGGAACGUAACGCCCCAUGGAGGUUGUUCUUCCGUAAGGAGAUAUUCGCCCCCUGGCAUGAUCCUAGUGAGGAUUCCAUGGCAACCCAUCUGAUAUACCAGCAAGUUGUCCGUGGUGUGACAUUUGGAGAGUACCGUUGUGAGAUGGAGGAGGACCUGGCCAUGAUUGCUGCCCAGCAGUACUACAUCGAGUAUGGGGCGGCCGUGGACACAGAGCGACUGCGCACCCUCUUACCGUCGUACAUCCCAGAGAGCGCUGUCAGUGUGAAGACGCUCAACUACUGGGUACAGGCCGUCAGCAAGAAGCUCCAUAGUCCCUACUUCACCAAUCACAUCCAGACAAACAAGGUCAAAGAGGACAUUGUCAGUUACGCUAAAUAUCGCUGGCCGCUUCUCUUCUCACGGUUUUACGAGGCGUAUAAAUUUGCCGGGCCAAGUUUGCCAAAGAAUGAUGUGAUCAUUGCAGUGAACUGGACUGGUGUGUACGUGGUAGAUGACCAGGAACAGGUGCUGUUAGAGUUGUCCUUCCCUGAAAUUACGACAGUUUCCAGCAGCAGAACGGGUAAGAUGCACGGUCAGAGCUUUACAUUGGCCACAGUGAAGGGUGAUGAGUACACAUUUACCUCCCCUAAUGCUGAGGACAUUCGAGAUUUAGUGGUCACGUUUUUGGAAGGCCUAAAGAAACGGUCCAAGUAUGUGGUGGCUUUACAAGACUACUCGUCCCAAGCUUCAGGUGAGGGGUCAUUCCUGAGCUUCGUGAAGGGAGACUUGAUCAUGUUAGAUCAGGAGACCGGAGAGACCGUCAUGACGUCAGGCUGGUGCUUCGGUGAGUGCGUACGCACCAAUCAGUCAGGUGACUUCCCGGCCGAGUGUGUCUAUGUCCUGCCCACUAUCACCAAACCACCCAAUGAAAUACUGGACCUGUUUGUGCAGUCUGGCGAGGAUCGUGUGCAGUCAUCUGCAAGGCCUGUCUCUGAAAUGUCUACAGAGCAAGCAGAGAAUCCUCACACGCUGGAGGAGUAUUCCAUGGAUCACUUCAGACCUCCUCCAAAGAGAACUUUAACCAAAACCCUGGCAACGGCCCGGCGAAGAAAACCAGACGACCUCUGGCGACAUUCCAAAGAACCAAUCAAACAGCCUCUGCUGAAGAAACUGAUGGGCAAAGAGGAGCUGAGUCAAGAGGCUUGUUUCUGCUUCUUAGUUAUUCUAAAGUACAUGGGUGACCACCCGUCCAAGAGGGCCAGAGUUGCCAACGAACUCACGGAUCAGAUCUUUGAACCUCCACUGAGAAACGAAAUUUUGAGAGAUGAAAUUUAUUGCCAAAUCAUCAAACAGCUGACAGACAACAAAACCAGAAUGAGUGAUGAGCGAGGAUGGGAAUUGAUGUGGCUGAUUACUGGAUGUUUUGCACCCAGCACCAAUCUCCUGAAAGAGGUCACUAUUUUCCUGAGGUCAAAGCGUAACCCUAUUGCCCAGGACUGUCUCAUCAGAUUGCAGAAAACACUGAGGAAUGGGACGAGGAAAUACCCUCCUCAUCAGGUAGAAGUGGAAGCCAUCCAGCACAAGACCACCCAGAUCUUACACAAAGUGUACUUCCCUGACGACUCCGAUGAGGCCUUCCAAGUAGAUUCAAGUACAAGAGCAAAAGACUUCUGCCAAAACAUCGCUGACAAGUUAGAACUGAAGUCCUCUGAAGGAUUCAGUCUCUUUGUGAAGAUUGCUGAUAAAGUUAUUAGCGUACCAGAGGGAGACUUCUUCUUUGACUUUGUACGCCAUCUAACAGACUGGAUAAGGAAGGCUAAGCCCCAGAGAGACGGUGGGCCUCCUCAAUUCACGUAUCAGGUGUUCUUCAUGAAGAAGCUGUGGACAAACACCGUACCUGGCCGUGACAUCAACGCUGACUUGAUAUUCCAUUAUCAUCAGGAAUUGCCCAAAUUGCUGAGAGGUUAUCACCAGUGUAGUCGCCAAGACGCCGCCAGAUUGGCCGCACUUAUUUACCGUGUCAAAUUUGGCGAGGAUAAGUCCAAUCUGCAGCUCAUAUCGAGAAUGCUGAAGGAGCUUGUACCAGCUGACAUGGUCAGACAACAGUCUCCUGACGACUGGAAGAGGGCCAUCAUCAGCGCUUACAACCAAGAUGCUGGGAAAAAAAACGCUGACGCCAAAAUAGACUUCCUGAAAAUUAUCUACCAAUGGCCAACAUUUGGCUCAGCCUUCUUUGAGGUUAAGCAAACAACGGAGCCACAUUACCCAGAAAUCUUGCUGAUCGCCAUCAACAAGAACGGAGUCAACCUCAUCCAUCCUCAGAGCAAAGAGAUUUUGGCCACUCAUCCAUUCACAAAGAUUUCCAACUGGAGCAGUGGGAACACAUACUUCCACAUGACGAUAGGAAACCUGGUCAGGGGCAGCAAACUCUUGUGUGAGACGUCACUGGGGUACAAAAUGGAUGACCUGCUGACAUCUUAUAUCAGCCUGAUGUUGACCAAUAUGAACAAGCAGAAAGGUUUACGAAGAUAACCGGCUAGGCUCAACCACUAUCAACAACCAGGGUUCCAUGGAAACCCAGCAAAAUGGCAUUGCUUUAUGACUUCCUGCCAGUUGUCAUGACAACCAACUGCUCACUUGUAAUUACCCGUUGUGCCGCUAACAUCCAGCUUUCAAAACAUGGCAGUGCUGUUUGAACAUUGUGUUAUGUGGUUAUUAAUUAUCCUGGAUUAUUUGGUUUGAAUCGAUUCAAAAUUUUUUGGACAAAGACAAUGGGCAUGUUAAGGUGAAUGGCAAAAACAGCAACAUUGUGACAUAUCACAGAAUAACACACUGUGCAGACAAAAAAAAACUGUACAAAAUGUGGCGUAUUGUCUACCAACCCAUGACGGCAUGCAUGUACAAGUAUGUGACUACUCUGCUUCUGCAGGAUAGAACUUUUUUUUUUUAUUAUCUUUCUGGAUUCAUUUGAUGAUUAAGAAUAUUUGUAUAUUUUGAGGAAAGUUUGGUUUAGCGUGCUUUAGUGUUACCCCGUCUGCUCAUGGUAUAAGAUUGGUGUAAAUCUUAUCAUUGUUAUUUACAUAUAUAAAUAAGGUUGAAUGUAUUUAUUAAUUCAUCAGUAAGCAGGAUUGAUGUUUUCAGAAACCCUGUGAAAAUUAACGGAUCCUUUUAAAAUAGGAAUCUUGUUUGUUUAGCAUGCGCAUUUAGGAAUUCCGGAUGUACUGGGCACUAGUGACUCAUUUCAGCCGGAAUCGAAUGCUGUAAAUUGAUUCAGCUUGUUUCUAUUUUGUUAGAAUUUAAAUAUUUUCACAGAGUUUGAACCAUAUUUGAAGCCGUUAUUAGUUGUACGAAGGGUUUACUGGAGGUCUAGAAAAAUGUGGAAAACCUUCAGAAUUAUUAUAGCUGCAUAAAUUAUUAUUUUAAGUUGGUGAAAUAAGGCUCUUAAGGUUAUAAGGUUCACGUGAAAAUUUGUAGUAUGCAUUACCAUAACGACUUUGUCUCGCAAGUGAACAUGUGUACCGCUGGUUUAUUUUUCAUUCCAUGGCAAGUGUUUUGUUUCAACUAGCAAUGUGUGCAAGUUUGAAUGUGUAAAAUUGUACGAUUUUUAUCUUUAAAAUAUCUCCAAGAUGUAUUUGCAAAUUUCAGUUGAAAUGCGAGUAUACUGUUUAAGUGAUGAUAGUUUAUCCAGCCCGGUUUAGAUGUGUACUGCUUUAUUUUUUGGGGGGUGAUAUUUGAAGCCUGCCCACCAUAGGUUGAAUUGGAUCAGUUACUGAUUAGCACAGGUUUGUGCUCAGUUCACUGGAGUCGCUGAAGAUUGUGUGUGUGGGUGGCAAGUCCAUCCUAAGCAAUUUGAAAGUUCCUAUGCAAAUGUAAUAGCCAACCACAAAGUGUCUGUGAUGAUUUUUGCUUCAUUUUUUGCUUCCCCUCACAAAAAUGUUCUUUGUAUCUUUGGCAGUUUUGAACAGCUUUUUUCCACAAAUUGUUCCUAUCUUGUAAUCUUUUUAGUAUUUCUCUUUUUAUCACUGAUGAGAGAUGCAAGAAAAUCAAUUUUUGAUGUUCGUGCAAAAUGAAAAUAUAUGUUUACUAACACAUUACCAUCAGUGAUGAAAAAAUGAUGACGGUAUAGAAUAGGGUAAUAGGAAUAUUGUAGAUAAGUAAUAUUUUUCUUAGUAUAUUGUAAUACCGGUACACUACACUUCUGUGUUUUUUCUGUUUUUUUGGCUUAUGCUCACCUCGUGUCUAGAGUGGUUUAGACUUGCUACCAUGGCAACACCAAUCAACUGACAACAGCCAGAGGAGUCCUUGAAGACAUUUGUUUGAAUUGAUUCUUAUAAAAAUAGUGUCCUCUUGAUGUCAAAGCUGUACAGAAAUAAAUAUUCUUUUUUCUUUCUUUGUUUAAAGGUCUUUAAUGAAAUACCCACUUUUGAAUGUAUUUGUAUUUGGGCUUAUUUUGAGCUAAGAAUGUAGACUUUGUAAAUAUCUGUCUUGGGGUACAGUGUAUACGUUUUUUUUUUUGUUUUUUUUGGGCCUUAUGAAAUCUUUACAUUACAUCACUGGUGAUGUGGUCAUUUUUGCCCUUAACUCUGGUUACUUUCGCCUUUUUCCUCAUUCGACGGUUGUGACUUGACGUAAUUUGAACAUAGCUUUGUCUCCUCGAAUGAUCACAUGAUUAGCUCUUAUUCAUACUUCCAUGCGUUCAUACUUAAUUUCUAAGUAACAAUUUGCUAUGAACAAAAUUUCAGCCUAUUGAAUUGUGAUCGUAUUACACUAAUUUGCUGCUAACAUAGCCAAACUUGAGGUGGAAAGGCUGCGAGCAGUGGAACAUUUUGUGUCAGUUAAGUGUAUUUGUAUCAAGGAAUUUCACUGUUUGUGGCAAAAUAUGUUCCAAUCAACAUUUACUGUCAACAUUACCACCUAUCAACUUUUGCUGUACUGUAUCCUUGUGACUUUUGAGUGGGGUGUCAGUGUUUUAGGCACUUGCAUUGCCUCUUAUUUUUAUAUUAUAUAUACAUUCUUAUUAUAUAAAUAUAUGUAUAUUAUUAAAGAAAAUCACAUUUUGGAGGUUUAUUCAGCUGAUGUUUUGGGUGUAUACCUAAGUUUCUCCUCACAGAACUGUAAAUAUUUGAACAUGGCCACGAGCUAAGUUAAAUGCAGGUUUCUUGACCUGUGAGGUGUUGUUUAAAACAGAAAAAAAGGUACAUGGUCUAAACACACGUGCUUGUUUCACUUCUUAGAAUAAGUUAGUGCAUGAAUGUCAUGUAAGAUGGCAUGAAAAUCCUUGUGUGUAGGCUUUUGUAGGUAAGAGAUAUUCAUGUCUUCUGACAUGAUGGGUAUUCAAUUUUACCAUUCUUUUUGCUGGUGUACUUAAGGCUACUCUUGUGUGUCUUGAUUAUGACUAUCAAUACCUCCUGUGAACUGCCAUGGGUUUCCAUGGAUUCCCAUGGGUAUUACAACAUUCCACGAGGAUCUUACCUUCAGAUCCAUAGAUGUGUUUGUGUAUUCAGUCAUAUGUGAAGUGUCAUUGGUGUAUGUAAAUUAGCACUGAACAUUUCUGUAUAUUUGGCUUCAUAUUUCGCAAUAAACACAUUCACUUUAA
This is a messenger RNA of Liolophura sinensis, 10189 nucleotides long. RefSeq names its product myosin-VIIa-like. Gene Ontology annotation, molecular function: ATP binding; protein binding; cytoskeletal motor activity. The transcript has 49 exons. NCBI's taxonomy places the organism in Eukaryota, Metazoa, Mollusca, Polyplacophora, Chitonida, Chitonidae. Gene Ontology annotation, cellular component: myosin complex; cytoskeleton. The record is from RefSeq and is a predicted model, not a curated record. The coding region runs from base 592 to 7125 and encodes 2177 amino acids.